Carassius gibelio (silver crucian carp) is the source of this 3535-nucleotide messenger RNA. RefSeq names its product hyaluronan and proteoglycan link protein 3-like. Gene Ontology annotation, biological process: cell adhesion. The coding region runs from base 508 to 1590 and encodes 360 amino acids. Gene Ontology annotation, molecular function: hyaluronic acid binding. The transcript is spliced from 5 exons. The record is from RefSeq and is a predicted model, not a curated record. NCBI's taxonomy places the organism in Eukaryota, Metazoa, Chordata, Actinopteri, Cypriniformes, Cyprinidae.
AACACUCUGUGCAUUUGGAAUGUAAAAGAGAAAUCGUUAUGUGACAAUCUAUUAUUACCAACUGUGUUAUUAGGCCAGGCAUCCUCGAGGCCAUUAAGAACUGUUUGUUGUUUUUUGUGACAAACCCGCGUAACAAGAGACCUGGGUGGAAUAUAUUUUCGCUGGAACCGUAAACAAAGCUCCAGUUUCAGUUCUGGGAAAUUAUCAACACACCUUAUGCUGUAAAAUUAUACCGUGAUGAUGGACGACAGCCCUCGACUGCUUUGUAGACCCCACAAUUAUUAUUGUUCGCGAGCUGGAGAACUUCAAAGAGAUGCCUGAGUGACGUCACCUCACGUACCCACAAUCUUAUUACAGAGAGAGAGAGAGAGAGAGAGAGAGAGAGAGAGAGAUCUAGCUAUUAUUCAGCACUUCGGAGGAUGAACAGUUGUAGCAAAAGGAACCUGAGAAAGUAUUUUACAUUGGACACUGUUGGAAAGCAGUGGGGAGACGGGAAACACCGUGAAUAUGAGGAUUCUCCGCCAUCUGCUGGUGCUUUUAACGCACCUGGUCCUCGGAAGCGGUGCACAGCGAUUCUCCAAUGGCUAUUAUUAUCAGGAUAUAAUUAAUGGAAAUGGCAAUGGGGAGAUAUAUUUCCACAAGAUCCGUCUUCACGUUGAGUCUCCUGAAACGUUAGUGUCGGCUGUUCAGGGGAGUAACGUCACACUGCCGUGUCAUUACCGUUACGAGCCGGCGCUCAGCGAGCCCCGCAGAACACGGGUCAAGUGGUUCCUGCAACCCCUGAGCGGCGAGGAACGGGAGCGUGACGUCAUGGUGGCCUUCGGCACGCGUCACCGGAGUUACGGAGACUUUAAAGGACGCGUGCGGCUCCGCCGAAGCGCCCCGGGCGAUGUGUCCCUCGUCAUCAACCCGCUACAGUCCGACGAUACCGGCCGUUACCGGUGUGAAAUUAUCGAUGGUCUCGAGGACGAGAGCGUGACAGUGCAUCUUAAGUUUCGAGGUGUGGUGUUCCCCUAUCAUUCCUCUAGGGGGCGCUAUCUGAUGAACUUUCAUGAGGCUAAGGAGGCAUGUGAGAAACAGGAUGCACACCUGGCUACCUUUGAGCAGCUCUACGCUGCUUGGGAGGAAGGGCUGGACUGGUGUAACGCUGGGUGGCUCAUGGAUGGGACGGCCCAAUAUCCCGUCGUAGUGCCGCGAGAGGCUUGUGGUGGUACCGACCUGGCACCUGGUGUACGGAGCUAUGGCGUUCGAGACAAGAGUCUGGACCGGUUUGAUGCAUUCUGCUUCACUUCGUCCAUUAGAGGAGAGGUCUACUUCUUGCAACAUCCCAUCAAGCUAAAUUUCACAGAGGCAGCAGAGGCCUGUCAGAACGACGGAGGCCGGAUUGCUAAAGUUGGCCAGUUAUACGCAGCCUGGAGGUUUGUGGGAUUGGACCAGUGUGAUGCGGGCUGGUUGGCUGAUGGUAGUGUACGUUACCCAAUCAUCCAACCCAGGAUGAACUGUGGUACAUCAGAACCAGGGGUGCGCAGCUUUGGCUUUCCUCCGAAACAUUUAAAACAUGGCGUAUAUUGCUACAAAGUUCACUGGUAAAAUGUGCAAUUUAUUUCAAAUUUAUAAACACUUCUGUGGAAACCACAGUGAAAAAUACUUAUUUUUCUUUACUACUGAUAUUCAAUUUGUAAUAACAUGUCUUUUAUUAUGUCUUGAUUGGAUAUGUCUGAAAUGGCAUUUAGGUGUCUUUACACAAACUGUUUAAUGCUACUCAGAGGUAGCAUGAAUGCAUUUACAUAACAAAUACAACUGUGUUUUCAUAUUAGAGGCAGUGUUGGGUCAGAACUGGCUUAAUUUAGUCUGGCUUUUAUACAACAUUAUGUCUUCAAACUAAAUUUUGAGCAAGCACAGAGCAGCCUUAACUCCGCUGUGUAAAGUUGCCUUAAAAUGUUCUAUUGUGUUGUAAAAUUAAAUUUCAAGUGCUAAUUUUGAUAUUUACACUUAAAACUCAAAAAAAAAAAAAAAAUGUUUAAAUGUUUAAAGAAUGUUUAAACUAACUGUGUGAUCAUCACAAAAAAAAUCCCGUAAUGUACGAUAAUUUCAGAAUUUUAUGAAAAUUUAAAUGAUGGUAGUCAUAGGGCUUCUUUACUCAUACAUGAAAUCGGCUCAUUACAGACACUCUUAACGCGUUCGUGUGUACCUGAGGGUGUUUUAAGAACGCAAGAUAGUGCCCUGCUUUAAAGCCAACUAGCACUAGUUGUGGUCCAUUACAGUAAGAACCCCUUCAACAUCUGGCAAGAUGCAGUCUUUCGGUGACAGCGGCCCAGAUGUUAACUGCACCACGUAGCAACAGCUAAAUUCCUUCUUCACUGGACGCGACAAAGCAAGUGUUAAAAAUCAUUUUAAUAUGUUUUAAAUGCGCAGUGACGCAGCCUACACCUUGUUAUCUAUUGUGGUAAUUUGCAGGUCAUGUCAAAAUGUUGUUGGUUUAGAAUAGAAACAUAACUAUUUUGACUCGUGUACGAUAUUUUUCUUCCAAAUACGAUAAUUUUGAACUUCUGGUACGAUACUUGGACAUUUCCAAUCUGGCAACACUGAGCAGCAACAACACUCGGUUCAAAAGCAAUCCAACAUCCUUUAUGCUCGUGUCACUGAGUUUAUCUUUAGUGUUAAGCCAAUUAUGGGGGGAGGUAUAAUUAACUCACCUUUUCCCACAGGAUUUAAUGAUCAUUUGGCGUCAAAGAUGUACCGUAUUUACUCAUAGACUGUAGUAUUUACACCUGCUUCCUAAACAUGGAUUUUAGGCGGGGGAGGAGUAGUAGCGCAUGAAAAGACAGCAGUGUUACUCAGCCUGGCUUUUUCACCCAGCUAAUUGCACAUAAAGAUGCACAGUGUUAGGUAAGAUAGGUAUAUUCAUGAGCUUUUGGGUUUUUCUUUUCCCUUGAGAAAAUGUCAUUACACUACGUGGAUUCUGAGUAAAGUUUGGUCAUGUUCACAUCAUGAACUGUACAUUUUUUUUACCUGUCUCUGGACAAUACGAUUGAUACUAUGUAUGUAGUACUGUACAUUAAAGACUCCGUAUACAGUGUAAAUACAUACAGUGGCCCCUAAAGGUAUUGCAUCGUUUGUUGCAGAUGCCACACGAUCUUAAGCAGUGAUGCACUUGUCCAAACACUAUUUGGGUGCACAAUGUACAGAAUGAAAAUAUAACAGAAUCUCUAAAUUUAUGAUUUUUUUUUUCAGCACUGGAAACAAUGAAAAAAAAAUGUCAUGGAAAUUUAUGUUGAUUUUGCCAUUGUCUCCACAGAAUCUCCGACUAGUUUGUUAAUCACAAUUUACAAAUAAUUGAAAAUCUCAUGGACAAGUGAUGGAAAUGUAUUGGUCAGUUUGUGGGAACCCUGGAUAGAGUAAACAUUUAACAAUCCCUAUCAUAAUUUAGGGUGAAACUACUGUUUGUACUGUAGAAUUGACUUAAUAGAGUUAUAAGCAUAAGUUUCUCUUAAAAUUUCUUCUCUUUCUCUCACAUAAACUCACCAUACAUCCA